Papaver somniferum (opium poppy) is the source of this 1310-nucleotide messenger RNA. RefSeq lists its product as uncharacterized. The coding region runs from base 36 to 953 and encodes 305 amino acids. NCBI's taxonomy places the organism in Eukaryota, Viridiplantae, Streptophyta, Magnoliopsida, Ranunculales, Papaveraceae. The transcript is spliced from 2 exons. The record is from RefSeq and is a predicted model, not a curated record.
AAACUCCCGCUUCUCAGCUCCUGACAGCCAUUUGCAUGAAAAAACAAAGUUGUUACUUGAGAACUGACAUUAAAGUUGUAAGUUCAACAACUGUAAUUGUUGUAAUUCAUAUUUAUAGUCCUAUGUUGCUGCUUACACAUUCAAGAAGUUGCUUUAUCUUCUUUAGACUUUCUCAAAUUAUUGAGUACAAGGAUACGACGAGUUACAAAGUCGUAGUUCUCAUCAAGUAUACUCGCUGGAUAUAUGAUCGAGGCAAGAUGUCUCCUAGUCAAGGGUAUUUUUCUUUUACAACUACUUAUGAAUGUUGUGUGAUUACAAUUACUUAUGGGGUCACUGUGUUUCUUAUGUCCACAUGGAUCGCUGAAUACGGUUAUGCAUCUAUGUAUAAGAAUGUCUAUUCGUUGACUGCAAGUGAAAACAAUCGUAAUGUUUGCGAACUGCUGGAUGUGCCCAAGAGGACUGUCAACAGUACUAUGCUCCUGGUGCAUCUUCAUGCUGCAGUUAAUCUACUGUCGCAACUAUGGCAUGAUGCUGGGUACCUGAGAUGGAAAUUCAGAUUGGUCACCACUACUUUAUGGAGAAUAGAAAAUGGUACUAGUCCUACGGGUUAUAUCUGGUUAGUGUUUGACAUAGGAAAAGUGCAGUUCACUAAGAAGGCACCUGAUCUGUUUCUGAACCCGCAUGCUGUGCUGACAAAGGAAUGUCACUGGACAAAUUUCAUUUCAGAUUUCAGGAAACUUCCAAAAAGCGGUGAGAUGUUAACCAACUUCUAUCUGCAGUGGCAACUUUGGUUGUUAGGACUACACCUGUGGCUAUGGUACGUCAUUUUUCUACCAUACAUGGAGUUUUUUGUUCAUCUCUCAGCAGCUAUGCGUCUUCUUACUGGUGCCAAUUCUACUAGUGCUUCCCGAGCUGCGAACUUUAUGAUUCUGAACAUGCUGACCCACGUUUGAAUAUCAUGUUGUACCCGAUAUGAUGAGAAGCGAACUUGGCAGCUUGAUUCUCAUCCUUGAGGACAAGGAUGUUUCUAAGGAGUGGGGAAUGUCAUGUACCCGAUAUGAUGAGAAGAGGGUGUCCCUUAUCACAUUCAGUGUCAAUACUUAGUAUUAGGCUUAUUAGUAGUAAGUAGCUUAUUAUUAGGUGUCUUUAGUAAUUGUGAUAGUGGAUCUAAUGUAACUACCUGGGAGCUAUUAAGCCGUUGGAUUCUAGAAUAGUGAGUGAGGGCUUUAUAAGCUAUUGGUAGUGAGUGAGGGAUUUAUAAGCUAUUGGUCAUGUAAUGAAUCUCUCAAUCCAAAAUUUAAUCAAAUUAA